Messenger RNA from Anoplopoma fimbria (sablefish), 3656 nucleotides. It is a transcript of the gene tmem168a, whose product is annotated as transmembrane protein 168a. Bases 293 to 2374 code for a protein of 693 amino acids. NCBI's taxonomy places the organism in Eukaryota, Metazoa, Chordata, Actinopteri, Perciformes, Anoplopomatidae. The record is from RefSeq and is a predicted model, not a curated record. The transcript is spliced from 6 exons.
CGUGACGUUUUGUGCAAGGACCGCUCCUUUCUCUAUUAUCAGACAAAGAGUCAGCAUUAAGACGUGAAGCAGAGAGUUAGCUAUUAACCGAGUCACGAAAAGUGAAGCUAUGCAAGUUAGCAAAACUUCCCGGCUGAAGUGCCACAUCGUCAGAAAGCUGACAGCAGGGCCAUGGGGCUGAUUUUGGAGACUGUCACUGAGAGGCAUAGACCUCCACAUGCAAACCUGUGCACGUCCAGAGAAGGCGACUGGAAGAAAUUGACUGUAUUCGGUUGAGCUUUUGAAAUCAGCCAUGGCUCGGGAGGAAGAGGAAGAGGAGCUGACAGUCGAUGAGCCCAAGGAGGUGGACGUGUUUACAUCCGUGCGUUGCCUGGGUUACCUGUCCAGCAUCAACCUCCUUGUGGCCAUAUGCGUGGGCAUGUACGUACGCUGGGAGGUGACAAGUGAGCCGAUGAUUCUGGUCAUCUUCAUCCUGGGCCUCUUUGUCCUGGGGAUUGCCAGCAUCCUCUAUUACUACUUUGCUAUGGAGAAAGCUAGUCUCAGCUUGUUCCAUUUGUGGUGUGGCUUCUUGCUUGGCCUUCUCUGCUUCCUCAACAGCUCCAGCUUGAAUUCAAAUGUCAAGGAACUGGUCGCCAACUAUCUCCUGUUAGCCAGUGUUAUCAUGAAAACAAUGUGGGCUUUAACUGAGCGAAUAUGCAGCUCCGUUCGAUACAAACCCACCUUGCUCACCUCAACUGAGCUACUGGAGCUCCUGGGAUUUGGCAUUGCCAGCACUGCCAUGCUUCUUCACAAGUCAGUGGCCAUUAUAGGUUUGGUGGUGGCCCUGGGGGCUCUCAUUGUGGACCUGAGGAUGAAAUCCCUCGUGGCUUUGCCUAACCUGGUCGGUUUUGCCUUGGUCACUUCUCUUGUAUUUUUCCAGGCGUUAGGCCUCGCAGCCAACCCUUAUGCUUUAGGCUGCUACCUGGGCAGGCUGCUUUGUGAGCCUGUUUUGGAUGUGUACUUUAGUGGGCUGGGGCCCAGUGAGCGCUGGAUUCCAGUGCUCUCCCUGGGGAGGGUGUGGAGGAGGUUGUCCCUGCUGCCGCUGAGUCUGACUGAGCUGGCCUUCUUCGUCCUGGCUGCCCUAAAGCUUGGCCACUUGGAGCUCUGGUAUCUGGUGAUUCCAGGCUUUUGUCUGUUUGGCCUUUUCUGGUCUAUCUGCCACAUAAUUCUGCUGAUGACAUUAUGGGGCUUCCACACCAAAUUGAAUGAGUGUCAGAAGGCUUGGCGGGCUCAGCGAUCCAGAAGCCGGAGUCUCAACCAAGUCAUGGCCUCCAGGGGCAUCCGACACUUCUGCCUCAUUUCAGAACGGCUGGUGUUCUUUAGUAUGCUGUCAACGGUCAUACUGGGAGCUGUGUCCUGGCAGCCUUCCAACGGCCUCUUUCUCAGUGCUCUGCUGGUGGUGCUGCCUUUGGAGUCUCUGACCCACGGCUUGUUCCACGAGCUGGGCAGCUGCCUGGGGGGAACCUGUGUUGGCUACGCCCUGGUCAUACCUACUGCCUACUGCAGCGCUGAUGGCCAGCCCACUCUCCUACCGCCUGAGCAGGUACAACAGCUGAACAUGCGCUCAACGGGUAUGCUGAACAACGUGCAGCGCCUCUUCUCCCACCACAUGAUCCAGACGUUUGGUUGCGACUACUCCACCAGCGGUGUUACGCUGGAGGCCGUGCUGACAAAGCUACGCAGCUUUCUGGAGCUUCGUACAGAAGACGGGCCCCGUCAUGACACCUAUCUGAUUUUCUACAGUGGGCAUACACACAAGGGCACUGGUGCUUGGGCUCUGGCUGGAGGCGAGAGCUUCCAUCUGGCCCAGUUGCUGGAGUUGUGGAAGGAGAAGAACGCGGGCCACUUCUCCCGUCUCAUCCUCGUCUUGGAUACUGAAAACUCCCUCCCCUGGGUGAAGGACAUCCGCAGGAUGGACAACAUCUACGUAGCCGUGCAGGGGGCUGAGCUGUCCGUCACCAGGGUGGACCCAGAGCCUGGAGACAUCCCCCUCCUCGGGGACUUCACUUCCGAAUGGGUGGAGUUCAACUGCAACCCAGACAGCGACACCCAGUGGUCCGAAAAGGGAAGGACUGUGACGGCCGCAUACGGCGUUUCCAAGCGCUGGAGCGACUACGCGCUUCACCUGCCCACCGGAAGUGAUGUGGCCAAGCAUUGGAAGACCCACUUUCCCAAGGCUACAUAUCCCAUGGUGCACCUUUCCAAUUGGUGCUGUGGCCUCAACCUGUUCUGGUUGUGUAGCGUUUGCCUGCGCUGCUUCAGGAGGUGUAAGCUAGCUUGGUUCCCACCAGCUGUACUGGACACUGGGCAGGGCAUCAAACUGGUGCACUCUUAGAUAACGAGAGAUAUUGACAUGUGCAUUUUGACGCUGGUAGUUUUGUUUUUUAACAGCUGGGUAUGAGGUGUUUCUGGAAUGGAGAAAUUCUACUGGUAUACCUAUAAUACUCCUACACAAAUAUGCAGACAUGAGGACAAUGUGGCCUUCUGUUAGAGAGGUUGUUCAACACCUUCCAAAUUAAUGAAUGCAUUAUGUUUAAUUGCUAUAAUGCAGAGAUGUUAUGCUGGUAAUUAAAUAUCAAACACAAGAACAAUAUUAUAUUGUGUAACCCAAAAUGAGGGAGUGGAAAAACGACAGAAAGCGUGCUCUUUAUGGUGGGAGAUAUAUCACAAUUACGGUGAAUAGGAUUAUAUUAAGUACGCAACGAUGGUUUCUUAAUAUAUAAUGUGGUAAACGACCAAAUGUUAUGUAUUUGUAUAACUUUUUUAUAUUUUUCGGGCUGUGUGAUAUAUUAUGGUUUUGAAUGCUAUUUUGCCAUUAUUGCACAAUUAGUUUUUUUGGAAUGGUUUACCGGUUCUCUUUUUUUGGAAUGACGUGGGAUGAUUUUCAAUAUCAGAAUGUCUUAAAGUGCCUUGAAAAUGGAUUUAUUCCUGAAUUGAACCAAGAGCGAUGCAUCGGCUUGAGGCUGUAUAUAAUCACAUUGGCCCUGAAUUGUGCCUCCUCCUGUUUAUUUACACAAAUGAAUUCAAGUCGAAGAAGUCAUUUGCUCCGUACAAACACGGAGCAUUCAAGUCUUCUAGCUGUUGUCCUUGCAACGCUUUUGAAAAAGUGACUUGUCAUGGCAAACAACAAUUCAAGGAAGCUCCAAAUGCUUUUUAUUGGUGCACUGACCUUAAGGAACCCGUAUUGACUAUCCUUUAUUUCCUACUCUAUGUGCCGUGUUGGAUCUCUCUCCUACACAACCUUAAUCUCUGGAGUGGAUUGCUGCCUUAAUGUGUAUGUUUCACUGUGAUGUCUCCAAGAGGUCAAGUGGCAUUUUUCCACAUGUUAAUUCCCCUUGUGCCUCACUUAAGUUAUGCCUGACAAUGUCAAAAUUUUACUCGGAUAAUAAACUGAUUAAACAUGGCUGCCUGAUUUAGAUGUGUUUAGAAAUGAAGGAAGGGAAUGAAAUACAUUUGAGUUAAUUACAUGGAAAUGAAAGAAGAGAGAAACAAUAAAUGAGAAAGUAAGACAUGAUGGUACACAAUCAGCUCAUUUAACAUGGCUGGCUUUACAGACACUGAACAAAUAUAGACUCUACUCUGUGGAAACGCUAGCAUUGCCUGGCAAAUAUUAGGAU